AUGUCGAUACUGGUUGGAAGUCAAAGCAAUUAUUUCUUAUUCAGAUCUAUCAAUAAAUACAGUUCAUUAACCUCUAAAGAUAAAGCUACGAUACGGUAUACUGAACGGUACCAUGGACUCAGAUAUGAGAAGGGUUACGUGGACUAUAGUUUACUUGAUGAAAUGCUCAGGAGUCAUUUAGCUGAUUUGGAUAUGGUAUACGUAAAACGACAGUGCAAACGUCAAUUUUUAAUCGAUAGAUUAAAUGAUAUGCAAAUUACUAAGCCCAAUAUUAUCAAUGUUGAAGAUUGUGAUUCGCGUUUCAAACACCAACACCACCACCACCACCACCACAAAAUGUGA
Molecule: messenger RNA, 342 nt
Organism: Acanthoscelides obtectus
Lineage: Eukaryota; Metazoa; Arthropoda; Insecta; Coleoptera; Chrysomelidae
Source: the annotation of a GenBank genome assembly